AUGAACAAGAAAACGUAUAAGGGGAAGUUGCCGACGGGAACACCGUCACUUGCAUGGUCAACAGUCGUCGUCGUUGCUUCCCUUCUCGCGGGCGCCUCCGUCGUCCACAACAUCUAUAAGCCUGAUCUCAGUUUACCACCGUUGGACAAUGGUGAAGAAGUGGCUAAGAAGGAGACACCACCACGGAGAGUGAAGUCGGGAAGACCUCCUCGUCCAACGAAACAGAUAAAUCUCAACGAGGAGAGCUACCAAGGAUCUCCGUUGCCGCCACCUCCGCCGCCUUCGUUUAGGGUUCCGCUGCUAAAAUUCGUAGUGAGUGGAAAUUGA
This is a messenger RNA of Arabis nemorensis, 327 nucleotides long. NCBI's taxonomy places the organism in Eukaryota, Viridiplantae, Streptophyta, Magnoliopsida, Brassicales, Brassicaceae. The record is from the annotation of a GenBank genome assembly.